AUGGCGCCGCACCUUGAAAAUGGCACAACCUUCACAAUGCAAGCGAGUUCCACCGGCGAUCUCAACAAUGUGUCAGCUAUGCGGGCAACCGAAAAGCCAAUGCGAGAUCCCGAGUAUGCAUAUCGUACUCUAGCGAUUUCUGAGAAAUCUGAAGGACCAGAGAUUCGGCAACGUUACAGGCCGUUUCUGUUGGACAACAAUGUCCAAUCCACAGACUGGAUAAGCCGCUUGGAGCUUGCGACCAUCACGAAAAUGGCCGAUGAAGACAUCCAAAGGACUGGGGAAAGACUUCGAGUGCUUGUUUUAUAUGGGAGCUUACGCAAACGUUCAUAUUCCAAACUGCUUUCGUACGAGAUUUCGCGCAUCCUUUUCAGACUUGGAUGCGAUGUCCGAGUAUAUGACCCGACCGGACUUCCUGUCAAGGAUGAUGCACAACAUGAACAUGUCAAAGUCCAGGAGCUAAGAGAUCUAAGUCGAUGGAGUGAUGGCCACUUUUGGGUGUCUCCUGAGCAACACGGAAAUUUGAAUCAAAUCGACUGGAUUCCUCUGAGCACUGGAUCCGUCAGACCAACACAGGGCCGCACGCUAGGCAUAGCAAUGGUCUCUGGUGGAUCGCAAUCUUUCAACACAGUGAACAGCCUUCGGUUGCUCGGUCGAUGGAUGAGAAUGUUUACAAUACCCAACCAAUCUUCAGUGCCAAAAGCUUAUGAGCUGUUUACCUCUGCAGAUGCUGAAGAGGGUGGCUCUCGGCUCAUGCCCGGGGGGAAUCGAGAUCGAUUGGUAGACUGUGUGGAGGAAUUUGCGAAAUAUACCAUCAUCAUGCGCGCACAUUUUGGGCUCUUUAGCGACAGGUUCAGCGAGCGUACCCCUCUUGCCGGGUCUCAACCCCGAGCACACUGA
This is a messenger RNA of Endocarpon pusillum Z07020, 900 nucleotides long. RefSeq lists its product as uncharacterized. The record is from RefSeq and is a predicted model, not a curated record. NCBI's taxonomy places the organism in Eukaryota, Fungi, Ascomycota, Eurotiomycetes, Verrucariales, Verrucariaceae. Gene Ontology annotation, molecular function: oxidoreductase activity. The coding region runs from base 1 to 900 and encodes 299 amino acids. The transcript is spliced from 3 exons.